Molecule: messenger RNA, 1500 nt
Organism: Pleurotus ostreatus (oyster mushroom)
Lineage: Eukaryota; Fungi; Basidiomycota; Agaricomycetes; Agaricales; Pleurotaceae
Exons: 3
Coding region: 1-1500 (499 amino acids)
Molecular function (GO): GTP binding
Source: RefSeq, a predicted model, not a curated record
AUGUCGAAUUCCGAUAACUCGAAGAUGACGCUGACGCCAUGGAAGAAACAUUCAAUUACUAUCUUGCUAAUUGGAGAGACCGGCGUGGGCAAGACUUCGUUCUUGGACCUCCUUGAAAAUGUCUGUGCUGGACGUGGAGCAGAUGAGUUCAAGGCGGAGCACGCAAGGGAGGCCGAUUCUGAUACUCGUGAUCGAAGCGAGAAGCCGCAGCUUCAUCGUAUUACUUGUGCAAAUGGCUCCGCGAUCAAUGUUAUCGACACUCCUGGCCUGUCAAACGCCCGAGAGUUCAAUGAAGAACACAGAAGAGCCUUGGCAUAUUUUAUCGAGGAACAAAUAGACGCCAUUGACUGUGUCUUAAUCCUAGCAAAUGGCACGAUGGAACGAUUGGGUGUCUCUGCCCUCUACGCGCUGUCGGUCAUUUCCACAAUGUUCCCUAGGUCCAUCGUGGAUAACAUCGCCUUCAUGUUUACCAUGGUUUCCAGUCCCUUGCACUCCAACCUCGCUCGCGAAAGCCUUCCUGUCCCUGUGCGCAAUGCAAAGAUCCUGGCUAUCAACAACCCUCUAGCCGGUUGGCUGAGGUUCAAAAAGGCCCUAAACUCUGAUGAUCCUCCCGAGGAAGAAAUUCGAGAGGAACUGCGAGAGGAAAUCAAGAGUAAUUACGACAAGGGCAUCAAAACUCUGAAUAGCUUCUUCGAAUGGGUGGAUGAGAGGCGGGUGCAGCCGGCCAAGGAGGUAAACGAGCUAUACGGACUGUCAAACAAGAUGGAGGCCCUGCUUUCCGACGUUACCGCUCGUCUCUCACAAGUUGAAACCCAGAAGACUGAGCUACUCAAACUCCAGCAACAGAUUGAUGCCCAGAAGCAGAUAAUGAAGAUCCACGAACAGUACAAGAGCGUUAUCAUCAAGCAUUUCUGGGUCCACGAGGGGACAGAAGUUCAUAACACCCUUUGCUGCGCUCCCGACUGCUAUCGAAAUUGUCACGAGGAUUGCCCCCUCGGAUUUACCUUGGAUCGAGACAACAUUGGUCGAAAUUGUGAAGUUUUUUCAAAGCAGCUCGGGCCAGACGGCGGCUAUAUUUGCAACGAAUGUGGCCACUCUUCAAAUUACCAUCAACAUUAUCGCGCCAGAUGGGUGCAGAAGGAGGUUCAGGAAGUGAACGAGGAUCAGCAUGCGAAACUGAGAUAUCAACAAGCCCAGACUGAAGAAGAACGCGCUCGUAUGCUAGAGGGGCACAUCGGUAUGAAGAUCAAAGAUCUCGAUGCGACGGUUGUUGCCGAUAUGGAAAAACUUGGUUCAGUUUGCGAGGAAUACAACAAACGAGCAUUAUCAGGGGGCUUCGUCCGAUAUCUCUCCUUCGCUAUAAACUUGCUUAUGACCUACGGGGAUGGUGGAAGUACGGAGGCGCGUGAGCGGAUCUCCGGGCACAUCAAGGCAUUGGAACGGAAGAGGGCUAUUCUGGAACAAGCGGCCAAGGAGAGGGAGGCCAGGGGAGCAGUCUGA